GCAACAAACGCAGCAAAAUACAAAAUCACGAACACUCCACCCCUCCUCGCAACCUUUGCCCUAUUCACUUCGCUCAACUGCAGCUAACGGUUAUCCCUAUUUCCUUUUUUACUGCUGCUGCUGCUCUUUUUUUAGGUCACAUUCGAUUUUCGCUCUAAGCUCUUAAUUCGCUGCGGCUACUUCACACACACACACACAUACUCUUAUAGGAUGCCGUUACACAUUUAUGUAACGCUGGCGACAUCUGACGGCAUAAUUAGCCAACAUUAAUACGGCAAGAAUUUAAUAACAAAUCGCUUAGGCGAGAAAGUCAGCUAACGGCUUUAUAAGCAACGCAAGCAGCAGCAGCUGCGAAGGCGGCAGCGGCUAUGGCCAACAACAGCAACUCCUCGGCAACCGCAUCGCUGGCCACAACGCCGGCGACGACGCCAACAGCGCUGACAACGGCAGCAACAACGGCCAAACGCUUGGGCUACACCACGCCAGCAGCGACGUCGGCAUCAGCCUCAGCCUCAGCGUUGGCGUCAGCAUCGUCGUCGGCGUCGGCGUCGUCAACGGCAACAGCAACGGCAACGUCCUCGGUCAUCUGCGAGGAAGUCUUCGAUGAAGCCUGUCUGCCGUCAUCAGAGGAGAUCAACGAUUACGCGACUUUGAUUGGCAUUGAGCCGAGCAAGGAACCGCAUCUGCUACAUCUGGCCAAGGAGGGGCUUAUGGCCGCAUUGCCCGCCGAGUGGAAGAUCUGCUAUUCGGAGGAGAAGAGCGGCCACUAUUAUCACAAUACGCGCACAAAGCAAUCCCAGUGGGAUCAUCCGUUGGACGCUGUCUAUCGGGAUCUGGUCGAGCAGACGCGCCAGAAGCUGGCGACGACAGCAACAACAGCUGCUGUUGGUGCUACUGUUGUUGCCAGUAGUGGUGGUGCAGGUGCGGGUGGUGGUGGUGGCGGUGCCACGCCCAUUAUUGAUAACUCGGACGAUGUGUCGCAGCUGGACUCGGGCAUACGUAGCAUGCAAGGAACAGACGAGCUGCUGGACGAUAUGAGCUCGCCCCUUAACAAUGGCAGCAGCCAGACAGUUGCCACAUCUGCUGCGGCUGCUGCUGCUGCUGUUAUUGCUGGCAGCUCCAAGACGCAUAGCACAGCUGGUGGUGCGUCGGCGUUUCCGGGUCCGAGUGGCUUUAGCGGUGGGGUCAGUCGCUUUUUGGAGACGCGCGGCAAGAGCUUUGGGCCCAUCUUUCAGCCGGUGAAGAACACACGCUUCGAGGUGGCCAAAACGAAUCAGCAAAUCAGUCUGGCCAUGAAAUUUGGCAGCAUGGAGCCGCCCCAGCCGCCGCCAGAGCAAGUGCAACCGCAGAGGAGAGGCUCGUUUCAGCUAUCCGGCACCGGCGCCAUGUUCCUCAAGUCGCGCCGUCAGCUGGAGCCAACGGAGAGCGGCAGCAAUGCGUAUGGUGUCAAAGGUAUCCUACGCGACUCCAGCUUGACGGACAUGCGCAGGCGCUACGAGCGAGAUGAGGAUGCAGCCGGCGUGGAGGAUAAGAAGAGCGUGCGCUUCAAUCUGGGAGAAACGCAACGGAUUUGUAGCUCGCCCAGUGAGGAGGACAAUGCGCGUAAGCAUCAGCAAUCACCGGAGCUGUCCAUGGAGGAGGAGGAGGAGGAGGCGGAGCAGGUCUCCGCGCAAGAGGUGGAUCGCGAGGAAGAAGAAGACGACGACGAGGACGAAGCGCUGGGCCACGGAAAUGCUGUGGCAGCCGGAGUGGCCGUUGAUAGCAACGAAGAUGACGACGACGAGGAGGAGGACGAUGACGACGACGAUGUAUGGGAUGAGGACUUGGCCGACCCAGAUGCCAUGGUCGGUAUGUGCAGUCUGAACCCCUUCAUCAGCGACUCCAACAAGCCCAUACGCAUCAUCAGCCUGCCCAAGGCACAGACCAUACAGAUGCUAAAGCAGGAUGUGGAGCAGACGACCAACUAUUUGGACAAGCUGAAGGAGAGCUCUACGGCGACAGUGAAGCCUCUAUACGAGGACACCGAUUCGGACUCCAAGGGCAGUUCGGUGCGCAGCUUCAUUAUCAAUAAAUCGGAACAGGAAUCGCUGCACGGCAACAAUCCUAGCAAUCCCUUCGAUCUCGACGAGCUGCACAGCAAGCACAGCCACGAGCUGGAGCAGCUGCAGCGCAAGUCCGCGCAGACGCAGGCUCAGCUGGCCAGCGAGAAGCUCGGACUGCGCAGCCUAAAGAUGGCCAGCAAGCUGGUGGGCUUGCUCAAGAGCAAGGAGCACAGCAGCGAGAUGUUGAACGAGGCGGCGGCGUUGCAGCAGCUCCAGCAGGACAUGGAGGCGACGAAGCGAGAGCACGAGUUGCGCCUGAAGAGCCUAAGGCAUGAAUACGAUCUCCGCCUGACGGCACAUCAGCACCAGCUGGAGGAGGCCUUUCAACUGCAGCUGGAAGAGUAUCGCAACCAGCUGGAGCAUCAGCUGCAAUCGAAGCGGGCUCAGGUGGUAAGCGAGCACAAGACGCGCAUGGCCACGUUGCAGUCGAAUCAUGCUGAGCUGCUGCACGAACUGGAACGCGACUUGCGCUCCGAACAGGAGCUGCUGCGGCGCGAGCAUGCCACCAAGCUAAGCCAAAUGCGCGACAAGCUCAAUCACGAGCUGGAGGUGGAGAAGCAGCGACUGCGCGACAAUGGCGAGGAGCGUCUGUACGAGAAGGUGCGCUGCGAGAAGCGCCUGCUCGAGGACAAAUAUCGCUGCCUCAAGGAGAAGUACGUGCGACUCAAGACCGACGUGAAGCUGUCCUUGGAGCGACGCAGUCGCAGGCGUGAGGCACAGGCCCAAGCCCAGGCGCAAGUCCAAGCGCAGCUGGAGCCACACUUGCAGACGAACAACUCCGAAACGGAACGUUCGCUAUCGCAGAAGCCAUCCAUAGGGAACAGCGAGAACCGUUCGCUCAGCUACUCCGAACAGGCGACAACAACGGACGUCAAGCUGAAGCCGCCGGUGCCGCCGAAAACCCACUUGGGCAAGCAGGCGGCCAGCGUUUGUCUGGCCAGCAAGUAUAUCAAGCAGCUGCAGCUGCAGGACGAUGCCAACACCUCGCUGAGCCAGUCGGACACAACGAUUUCGAAUAACUAUAGCAAAGGUCGUUAUCUGUCGGCGCCCUCGGCAACAUUGGUGCUCAGCGACAAUGGCAACUCGGACUCGGAGGCACAGCAACAGCAGCAGCAGCAGCAGGAGCACAAUAACAAUAAUAAUAACAAUAAAGCCUUAACGGUGCCUCGCAAGAAACUCUUCUCGCGCACCAAAUCCGCCUCAACAUCGCGUCUCAACUCCGACUACAACAAACAGCAGCAGCAGCAACAGCAGCAGCAGCAGGUCGAACGUCCAUGCACGCCCGUUGAGAACUUGCGGCACCAGCUGCAGAAGCUGGAGGACCUAGAGGAUCAAUUCCCGGAGCACACGCUAGAUACCACUUACCACUUGCGCUAUCCCUUCACGGACAUUGUGGCCAAUGAGCAUGCGACUGUGGUUGGCUCAGUGGUUGGGUCCGAGCUGGAAUUCUUCAAGCAUCGCAUUCACUUGGAACGGGACUCGGUGCGUCGGGCCAAGGAGUCACUGCGCACGCAGCGCACCAAUUUUCGUUCACGCCAGCGUGAGAUUAAGCAACGGCACAAAAGCCUUACAUUGGCUGCACCCAGGCAUUCGCUGGAUCAGCUGAUUCAGGAGGAGAAGGAGCUAACCGAAAUGGAAGUCAAUUUGCAUCGGACGCGCGCUUUGCUAGGCGAAAAGGUCAUUAGGCUAAGACAUCUGGAGCAGAGUCUGCUGCGCAUCUAUGAGAAGGAGAAGCCCAGCCUGGAGCAAGAGCCGAAGGAUGAUGCAACCACGCUCAGUGAUCUCUCCUCCCAUUCGAGCUCGGGCUUCAGCAGCACCGAUUUUGCCAGCGGCGCGGACCUGCACAAGCGCAAGGAGUACUUUCAGCAGGAAUCGAAUGAGUGCAUACAGAAUCUGGAGAUAUUGAAUGCUGAGAUACGGGAAAUACUGGACAUACUUGGCCAAAAACAGCAGCUGCACCACCAGCAACAGCAGCAACCGCCGCAGCACCACCAUCAAUCACAAUCAUCGCAUGGUCUAGCCCUGACCAUGCCGCUGAUCUCACCCAACGAGCUCAGCUGGUCGCACAUGCUUAGCAGCCAGCAGUCCUCGUCAAUGGCCACGGCUGGCACUGCGAGCGGUUCGAAUCAGAGCAUCAGCACCACCAGCGCUGCUGCCGCUGCAGCAGCUGCUGCUGCUGCUUCGGUCCAUGCACCACAAUCGAUACCGACGCUCGCCGAUCGCUUGGAGACGUAUCGCCAGCUGGCAGCGGGUCGCAUGCACAGUUCAAUGGGUGGUGCCAUCUUGGCCGCCAACACUAUCGUUUCGCAGAGUCCGCGAGCGGUUAACUACACCACCAGCCUGGUGGAGCGAACGCGCGACUUGCGCAACUGGCUGAGGCAGGCGAAGACGGAGCACGAGCUCCUCACGGGCAUGAAUGUCCAACAUGGCUUGGCCAUGCAUACGAGCAGCUCGACGGUGGGUGGCAUUAGUGGCAUCGGCGGCAUUGGUGCAGCGGUGGGUGGCCACUCAACGGCCAGUGCUGCGUCAGUGGCUGGCAGCGGUGCAGUGGGUGGUGCGGCGGCAGCUGCCAACAAUUCAGCUGCUACCGCAGCCCAAACUAAUUUGUAAGCGAAUGAAAUCCAUAAUGCGAAAUCUAGUCCAAAGUCUAGUCCAGUUGUAUCACCUUGCUAGACCUAGUUAUACCCUAUAAAAACUAGUUACAUCUAUGUAUAUAGCAUUAGCAAGCUUAUUAUUAUUAUUAUUAUUAUGCCUAUAGUCUGCCUUUUACAAAGCCUAGCAUUGUUUUUUUUUUUAAUUUGUUCAACUCAGUUGCAGCUGCUAAGCAUACCCUGUAAUACCGAAAUGAUUAAAAACUAAGAAUCAAAUUUUAGUCUGAUAUUUUUUGUUAUAAGAAUAUAUAAAAUGUGUGAAGCGUAGUGCUCCUACUUUAAUACAGGGUAUUUGCAAUUCGAGCAUUACUCGUUAUAGACAACAAUAAGAGAAAAUACUUCAAGUAGGUCUGAUUUUGUAAUUAUAAGUAUUAAAUUGUCUGCAACAGUAAGUUUUUUUUAUAACAGGGUAUCUGCUAGUCAGGCAUGCUAUGUAAGUGUAAAGACAAAGUAAAUUAGUCUUAAUUUAAGUCCAAAUUGUUCAUUGAAUAUGUUAAAAACUCUGUCACGUGGUUUACUCUCAUUACAGGGUAACUGUCAGUCGAGCAUAUCCUGUUAUUUUAGAAAAGAACAAAGCUUACUCAAUUUAAGGCGAACUCUUGUAGAAUCUAAAUUCAUGUGUGCAAUUUUCAGUACAGGGUGUCUGCUAGUCGAGCAUUUUCUGUUAAUGUAGGGAAGAGAAUGGAAUACUCAGUUUAAGUGUAACACUUUCAUUGUUAAUAUUGAAGAGAAUACAUUCACGUGCUAUAUGUAAGAUUACAGGGUAACUGCUAGUCGAGCAUACCCUGUUGUUGGAAAGAAGUAAAGAAAUACUCUAUUUUAGUCGAACCUUAUAGGCAUUAAGAAGUCUAAAGUUAUCUGCGCUAUGUUCAUUACAGGGUAGCUGCUAGUCGAGCAACUUGUUUGUUUUACAGUUAUGCCUAAUUUUAAGUGUUUGCCAACUUGUGUUGAGCUAAGUCACCCAACUAUUAAUUCACAACAAUCAGAUAACCAUUAAGAUACCCUUUAAAUCGCUGUACCACAAGGUAUACUGAGCGAGGAAAGAAAUGCAAUUGUAAAAUCAAAUCGAAUCAAAAAAAAAUGUCACCAAAUUCUAACUAAGUAAAUUAACUGCUAGUUAAUCUGACUGUCAUAGUUAAUCAACACUGAGAGAAAAAUGAUAUCAGAUUUAUUGUUGCAAAUAUUUGAAGCGUGCAAAUGUUUGUCCAACCAAUUCGCAUAGAGUUUACAGGGUAUCCAUAAUGCCCAAAAAAUAUAUAAUAUAUAUAUAGAUUGUUAAAAGACACAAAAGUACUAGCUAUAUAUAUAUAUAUGACGCCUGACAGCUAUGGUAGUACCAGAUCUAUUGAAAACAAGAAAAUUUUAGUUUUAAUUUGUCGCGGACGAAUGCUGAUCAAGAAUAUAUAUAUACCAAUAGUACAUGGGAUCUAGAAGAUGACAUUUCGUGCCCGAUAAAUUUUCUCAAUCGAAUGCCAAACGAUUUUUCUCUAAUGAUUUCUAUAGAGUUUAUCAAGGCCCGUAUGUUAACUAUAUAUAUACUAUAUACUAUACAUCCGAUAUUCACAAGAUUCGACAAAUCUCUGCAAGUGUAUUACUUACAAAUAUUGUAACCAAAAUCAAAUCAAACUUUAAGUAUUCUCUCUCUAUAUAGUUGAUCUUUGAUUGUGACUUCAAAUCUACAAAAUGCACAACUAAAUACUUUAUAUAGGAAACUAGAAAACUAGAAAACUAUAAAUCCAACUACGAAAUAAAUAAUACAAAAUAAAUACGUAAACCCGAGGCGAAAAUUCGAAAUAGGUCAAACUGAAUGACACUCCCAAUAGGAUCUCAGAUUCUCAACUUUUUAGAAAACUUAGAACUCAAAGGGAAAGUGAGAAGUAAAUACGAAAUUAGCUAAAUAAAAGUUAAUAGAAUGCCAAAAGCUAACUAACUGAGCAGAUCUUGACUAUAUAAUAACGGAUUAAAUAUUAUAAAUCAAAUUUUAUUUCUCUUUUUCUUGUUCUGUAUCAUAUCAACAAGAUCUCUUCAGUUAGUUGUCUGAGGCGGGGAAACCAAAGUUAAGAAACCAAAUAAAAAAAUAUUAUUAAAUGUUUUGAAGAAGAAGACGAAGACGAAGAGAGA
Messenger RNA from Drosophila hydei, 6874 nucleotides. RefSeq names its product kinesin-related protein 4 (gene Cep164). Gene Ontology annotation, molecular function: protein binding. Lineage: Eukaryota; Metazoa; Arthropoda; Insecta; Diptera; Drosophilidae. The transcript is spliced from 3 exons. The record is from RefSeq and is a predicted model, not a curated record. Bases 369 to 4712 code for a protein of 1447 amino acids.